UUGUCAAGUCAGUCUGCGUUCCACAUUUAUGGAGAAAGCGCGUGGUAUUUUCUCUCGAACAAAUGUAUAAAAGUUUUUUUUUGCGUUUAGUUUAAAUUUCAAUUAUUAAGACUAUAUUUGAAAUAAAGUAUGAAUAAAUACAAAGUAGUGUUGUGUUAUUGAACUAACUGUGGCAAAUCGAAUAACUGUACUGUUUGAAAAGUAGAUUUCUUGGAAAGUUGGAUAUUAUUAUCUUGGGAUUCGGAUACUUGGCUUCAGUAUGUGGGUUGCGUUGUCGCUGGCGGCGGUGGCAGCGCUGUUGCCAUGCGCGCUCGGCGCUGGCUACUGCGCCACGGACACGCUGCGCACCAACACCACGUGGAUGCAAUUUACCAAGGAGCCUGUCUCCUUCGAGUACGGCUUCCAGGACAAGUUCAAGAGCAUCCAUUGUUGCGUCAAAGGCUACAGGAGUAUCGAAUGGUUUAAGGACGGCGUCGCGUACCCGUGGUCCGCGGGCGUGUCGAAUUUGAUCCUGUACCCAGAGGCGGCCAACCAGACUCUGUACACACGGCGCGCCGCCCGCGCUGACUCCGGCAACUACACCUGCCGCCUCAGCAACGAGACACACAGCGAGACGCACACCGUGCGACUUGACAUACUAGAAAAGCCGACAGAUGCUCCGCGGACGAUGUUCAUCUCCAAGGACCAGUGGGUGGAGGAAGGGAGUGAGGUGCGGCUAUACUGUGAGGCGCUCAUCGGGCGAUCGUACUUGGCGGACGCACGCAGUGACCUGCGCUGGUGGAAGAUGUGGCCAAACGGCACUGAAGGCGACCUGCUGCCCACACAGCAACAGCACAAGACUGUUCGUGACGAUGUGGAGGACAUAAUCGGCGCGUACCUGGUGGUGGAGCGUGUGACUGCGCAGGACUACGGCACCUACGUCUGCCUCGUGCAGGCCAACGACUUCGUCUCGCGCAGCUACGUCACCUUGCACUAUAAAUGUAUGUAAACAAUUAACAAAUGUUCCUCCGGC
Molecule: messenger RNA, 1012 nt
Organism: Papilio polytes (common Mormon)
Lineage: Eukaryota; Metazoa; Arthropoda; Insecta; Lepidoptera; Papilionidae
Product: fibroblast growth factor receptor 3-like
Exons: 6
Coding region: 260-988 (242 amino acids)
Source: RefSeq, a predicted model, not a curated record